This is a messenger RNA of Zalophus californianus (California sea lion), 821 nucleotides long. It is a transcript of the gene MIX23, whose product is annotated as coiled-coil domain containing 58. The record is from RefSeq and is a predicted model, not a curated record. NCBI's taxonomy places the organism in Eukaryota, Metazoa, Chordata, Mammalia, Carnivora, Otariidae. The coding region runs from base 118 to 552 and encodes 144 amino acids. The transcript has 5 exons. Gene Ontology annotation, cellular component: mitochondrion; mitochondrial intermembrane space.
UUAGUUUAGUUUAGGUUCCUAGCUGAUUGCCUUCGGAAUAAAUUUUGUUAGGCGGCGACGCGGACACCUUUGCUCCGUGGUGAUUGGCUCGCGGCGGGGGCCUCGCGUUUGUCUAAUAUGGCGGCGCCCAGUGGCGGUGUGAACUGUGAGGAGUUCGCCGAGUUCCAGGAAUUACUCAAGGUGAUGAGGACGAUUGAUGACAGAAUAGUACAUGAAUUAAACACUACGGUUCCAACAGCUUCCUUUGCAGGGAAAAUUGAUGCAAGCCAAACCUGUAAACAACUUUAUGAGUCUUUGAAGGAGGCUCAUGCCAGCAGAGACAGAGUCAUAAAAAAUUGUAUAGCUCAGACCUCAUCAGUAGUAAAACACCUCCGAGAAGAGAGAGAAAAGAAUUUGGAUGAUUUAACGUUAUUAAAGCAACUUAGGAAAGAACAGACAAAGUUGAAAUGGAUGCAGUCAGAACUGAAUGUUGAAGAAGUUGUAAAUGACAGGAGCUGGAAGGUGUUUAAUGAACGCUGCCGAAUUCACUUCAAGCCUCCAAAGAAUGAAUAAAAAGAUACUUUUUUUUUUUUAAAAAGGACCGGGACAUCUCAUAAGAGCUAAGCAUGACAGACAUCAACAAGGUGGGCUUCCUAGGAUGAUUUCUGAGCCAACAGUCCAAGACCUUUUGUUGAUUUCGGCCCCACUUAGCCAAGACCUUAAGUACAAAUAAUUCUCAUAAUUAUGGAGAAAUCAACUGCUAUUUUAUACUGAUUCUGUAAAAAAAAAAAAAAAAAAGAUGUUUUUGUAACUAUUAAAAUAAUUUUCUGACUCAGUGUACA